This is a messenger RNA of Medicago truncatula (barrel medic), 801 nucleotides long. RefSeq lists its product as uncharacterized. The record is from RefSeq and is a predicted model, not a curated record. Bases 34 to 600 code for a protein of 188 amino acids. The transcript has 3 exons. NCBI's taxonomy places the organism in Eukaryota, Viridiplantae, Streptophyta, Magnoliopsida, Fabales, Fabaceae.
CAUUUUCAGUUUGAAAUUGAAAUUGAAAUUUCAAUGGCUGAAGAAUUCUCAACGGGAAUGGCAAUGGUACCACACGCAAUCUCCUCGAAGAAGCGUUCAGCAAAGAACGAAAAGCUCUGCCUCGAAGAUUACAUUCAUCUUCUUCACUCUCGCAACACCAAUGAUCUCACUAUGAAUCAACUCAAUCAGGUCAUUCGUAUUCACGGCUUCAAGAAAAUUCAUCACGCUCCUAAGAAAGUGUUGACUGAUGCUGUGGACGCGAUCGAUCUGGUGGAUCUACCACGAUCUACGCUUUCCGAGAGCAUUUCCGUGUUUGCUGUGCUGACGGUGGAGGAAGCUGUUGCAGAUCUCAGCGAUCUCAACUGGCAAGAGUGUUGUGUCACUUCUAUCCAGAAAUUCGGUUGCUGCGAGGAUCGGAGAUCGUUUCCUGCUUUGGUGGAUCAGAAUCAGUUGCAGUCACAAAGCCAUUGUCUCAUUCCUGAAACUUCUAAGCGUAAGCUAGAAGCUACAAAAUUGGUGCCAAGGCGUAAGAGGAGCAGUAUUCAAUCUCUUCACUCUUCCGCUUCGAUUGUUGAUUCUGCUUCGCUCGUUUCAUGCUGAACAAUUGACUCUACUAGUCUAUUGCUGUUUUCUCUAUCAGUUAUAGUAUAUGCGUGUUGUUCCAUUUAAUCAAUGUUAGAAGUGGAUUAUGAAGAUGUAAAUUGAGAGUUAAUAUGAUUCUUCAUGUUAUAUCAGUAUUAUACAUGUUCGGUGAGUUAGAGAAUCAGGAUACUGUUCUCUAUGACUGUCCUAAUUGUUAGC